Molecule: messenger RNA, 498 nt
Organism: Aphanomyces invadans
Lineage: Eukaryota; Oomycota; Saprolegniomycetes; Saprolegniales; Verrucalvaceae
Exons: 2
Coding region: 50-418 (122 amino acids)
Source: RefSeq, a predicted model, not a curated record
CACCUAUGGUGGGGAAGCACACAACACCAAGUCAGUUAGCAAAGAAGACAUGUUGGGUCGUUUGAGUCAAGUUACCCGCGCUGUGAAGCCCGCUGCCGCCGCCGGCCAAACCCGCGGCAUGGCAUCGCAUGGUCCUCCUCCUACCUACACUGGUUUGGAAGCCACUAUCCGCGCCAAGCUCCCUAACGACCACGACAUCGUGUUGGCCACCCUCGGCUUCUACACCGUGCUCACUGCUCCUCUCUGGUUCCCUACCGGCAAGAAGGCCAAGGUGGAAGAACCCGCCGCUUCCCCUGCCGCUGACGUGAAUGCGUCCACGGAAAUCCCUUCGCUCUUCGACGACAACUUCGACGAAUGGUCCAAGGUCCCCGGCAACUUUGCCAAGUGGGAAAAGAGCUUGGACACCGUCGGCAACUAAGUCUUAUAACGUCUGUGCACUGCCAGAAUAUACUUGACCGUCCUAGUUCGACCCACCAGUCGAAUGGACGCUAUUCCUAA